UGUAGCGGCCCGAGCGAGCAGCAGCAGAAGCGAGCCCCGUGCAAGAGCCCCCCUCCUCCGGGCAGCGUGUCCCCCUUCACCCGCUCGUCUGGCUACCUCCUCCUCCGCCUCCUCUUCCUACUCCUCGUCCACAAACAGUCACAUUUAGAACAGCAUGGUCAUGGCUGACAGUGUCCAGAAACCGCUGAUCCGGGGUCCGGUCCGAGUGGGCUUCUACGACAUCGAGCGCACUUUAGGGAAAGGCAAUUUCGCCGUGGUGAAGCUGGCGAGACACCGCAUUACGAAGACCGAGGUGGCCAUCAAGAUCAUCGACAAGACCCAACUGGAUGCUGUGAACCUGGAGAAGAUCUACAGAGAAGUUCAGAUAAUGAAGAUGCUGGACCACCCCCACAUAAUCAAGCUCUACCAGGUGAUGGAGACAAAGAACAUGCUUUACUUAGUCACGGAGUACGCCAAGAAUGGGGAGAUCUUCGACUACCUGGCAAAGCACGGCCGUCUCAGUGAGCCGGAGGCAAGGAGGAAGUUCUGGCAGAUCCUGUCGGCGGUGGAGUACUGUCACAACCGCAACAUCGUCCACAGGGACCUGAAGGCGGAGAAUCUGCUGCUGGAUGGCCACAUGAACAUCAAGAUUGCAGAUUUUGGGUUCGGGAACUUCUUCCAGCCCGGUGAGCCUCUAGCCACGUGGUGCGGCAGCCCGCCAUACGCUGCUCCAGAGGUUUUCGAAGGACAACAGUAUGAGGGCCCGCAACUUGAUAUAUGGAGUAUGGGGGUGGUGCUGUACGUGCUGGUCUGUGGUGCAUUGCCCUUCGACGGGCCCACGCUGCCUGUGCUCAGACAGCGAGUCCUAGAAGGAAGGUUUCGCAUCCCCUACUUCAUGACCGAAGACUGUGAGCACCUGAUCCGCAGGAUGUUGGUCCUGGACCCAUCAAAGCGUCUGUCUGUGGCCCAGAUCAAGGAGCAAAAGUGGAUGGCUCUGGAUAUUCCAGUGCAGAGGCCCGUCCUCUACCAGCAGCCCCUGUCUGCCGAGGGCGAGGCAGGUGUGGGAGAGUACAGUGAGCAGGUCCUUCGCCUGAUGCACAGCCUCGGCAUCGACCAGCACAAGACCAUAGAGUCUCUGCAGAACAAGAGCUACAACCACUUUGCUGCUAUCUACUACCUGCUGGUGGAGCGGCUCAAGGCCCAUCGCUGCAGCUUCCCCGUUGAACAGCGACUCGAUGCCCGCCAGCGACGGCCCAGCACCAUCGCCGAACAGACCGUCGUCAAGUCGACCAGUGCAUCAGCCCAGGUGGGUUUGCUCCCGCAGGGUGUUCGUCUGCUGCGCUCCCCCGCUGUACCCCAAGCCUCCUCUGAUGCUUUCACCUUCCCCCAGUCUGCCUCACCCCUGGAGCAGAAUUUCAUGGUGGAGGACAUCAACACACCCAAAGUGAAUGGCUGCCUGCUGGACCCCCUGCCUCCCCCCACUGUCCUACGCAAGUCCUCCACCUCGUCGCCUAGCAACAUGAUGGAGACGUCUAUCGAUGAGGGCAUCGAGACUGAGGAGCCCGACACGGAGGAAGAUCCGCACCACUUGCUCAUGGCCUAUCAGACAGCUCGGUUCGGCCAGCGGCGACACACCCUCUCUGAGGUCACCAACCAGCCAAACCAAGGUAAAUUAUUCACUCUAGGCCACAACCCUUCCAUGGGUAGCGUGGAAUCAGACAUGGGCUACGACAUGGGCUCCAUGCAAAGUGACCUUGGUCUGCUGGAGGAUUCCCCCUCUCUCUGUGAGAUGGUGCCGACCAACAGCUCCGCCCCUGGUGUCACUCCUACGCCGUACUUGAGCACUCGGCCCGCCAACCCAGCAAUGGCUGCCCUGACUUCCCAGCACAGGGAGGCUCACAACCGCUCCCCUAUCAGCUUCAGAGAAGGACGCCGAGCCUCCGACACCUCCCUCACCCAAGGUCUGGUUGCGUUUCGCCAGCAUCUCCAGAACUUGGCGAGGACCAAAGGCAUCCUGGAGCUGAACAAAGUACAGAUGCUGGUGGAGCAGAUGGGCUCUGGGGAAGGGUCCAUCAUGGGGCCCCUGGGACCACAACACCACUUGCACAACCUCCUGGAGGGUGAGGCAUCCAAGCAGCAGGAGGGCCUAGCUUUAUACCAAGGCGCGCCACAGCCGCCUCUCCUGUCCCGCAGACAGAGUUUGGAGACACAAUACCUCACUCAUAGACUUCAGAAGGCUAGCGUCCUCGCAAACAGUCCUGCUAGCUGCCAACUUUUCUGUAAGGAGACUCCUCGAAGUUUAGAGCACCAGCUGCAGGAACACAGACUGAACCAGAGGAGGAUGUACCUGCAGCAGCCACAGGGCAUGGGGCUGCAGACCUAUUUCAACCAGAUGCAGAUAGCUGAAGGGUCGUACCCUGCCCUGGACCUAGCAGCAUCUCAGAGUUCUCCACAGGGCCCCGCCAUUUCAGCCGCACAUCAGCCUCAGCCCCAGCAGCCAGGCAGUCCUCAGACCUCGCCUCCUUUCAGCCACCCCCUCAGCCUGAACCCCUUGAUGGAUCAGGGUGAGGGCCUGGUUUAUGACCCCUACAUGAGCCACCACCACUACACCCAGCACCUUCCUGCUGCGUCUCACCUCCACCACCAGCUUCACCAGCCUCAUGAAGCCUCUGCCAGUGGCCUGGGCUUCAGCUAUACCACAUGCUGUGAGCAGCAGGCCAUUGGCCCUUCAACUGAGGCUCUUCACCCAGAGCAGUAUGAUUUCCCGCUGGACCCCACCAUGCUGGUCCUUGCUCCAGGAAAGGCUGAGGCUGGAGCUGCUGGUGGGGGUUUUGCUGGUCCGGGGCAGUCAGACGGCCUGAACCUGCCCGAGCUGCAGAGCUCCCUCCUUGACAGUGAGAUGAUGGAGACUGUGGACUCCCAGCAUGGCUUCGUACUGGUUAACUAAUGCAAGCUGAGGGGUUUAAUACAAAGUGGUGUUAAGCAAUGAGAACCUACCUAGCAUUGAACCAGACAGAAUGGAGAUAUAAGUGGAGGCCAUAAGAGUAGCAACAGGGAAGGAAAUGUGUUAAUUUUUGUAUGACUAAUACAAACUUAAUUUCUUAGUUGUGAUGAACCUCAGACAACAUUUCUACCAAAUUCCUUCCUUAGCCUACCUCCCUUUCUCCUUCUGCUCCUCUGUUCUCCUUCUCAUCAGCCCUGUGAGGCAGGAACAGGUCCGAUACUUGGUGCAGCGUGAGAUUCGCCAACCUGACUCUGCGACGCCGUUGUUGCCAAGGAUGUUGUGCCACCGGCGAGGACUGCGCCGUGCAGCCCGGCGAGGGGGGGGGGGG
Pleuronectes platessa (European plaice) is the source of this 3311-nucleotide messenger RNA. RefSeq names its product salt-inducible kinase 2b (gene sik2b). Gene Ontology annotation, cellular component: cytoplasm. The coding region runs from base 155 to 2926 and encodes 923 amino acids. Gene Ontology annotation, molecular function: tau-protein kinase activity; protein serine/threonine kinase activity; ATP binding. Gene Ontology annotation, biological process: microtubule cytoskeleton organization; protein phosphorylation; intracellular signal transduction. The record is from RefSeq and is a predicted model, not a curated record. The transcript has 15 exons. NCBI's taxonomy places the organism in Eukaryota, Metazoa, Chordata, Actinopteri, Pleuronectiformes, Pleuronectidae.